AUGCUUGCAGUAAGUUCUCGUCGCUUUCUUCAACUCUCAAGUGUGGCAAUGGCAGCAUCCAAUAUCUAUCAGUUCAAGGUGAAAGAUGCCGAUGAGAAGGAGGUGUCAUUAGACAAAUACAAGGGCAAGGUGCUCAUUGUUGUCAACGUUGCAUCGCAGUGUGGUCUGACGAAUGCCAACUACACACAGUUCAAAGAGCUUCUUGAUAAGUACAAGGCACAGGGAUUGGAAGUAGCUGCGUUCCCUUGCAAUCAGUUCGGUGGACAGGAACCCGCUUGCGAGCUCGAUAUCAAAAAUUUUGUAUCCAACAAAUUCAACUUUGAGCCAGAUCUCUACGCCAAGGUAAACGUGAAUGGCGACAACGCUGAUCCUCUUUUCAAGUAUCUGAAGAAAGAGCAGGGCGGCACGAUGUUUGACGCAAUCAAAUGGAACUUCACAAAGUUCUUAGUGGACAGAGAUGGGAAUGUUGUGAAAAGAUUCGGCCCCACAACUGAGCCAAAAGAUAUGGUGAAGGACAUCGAGAAACUCCUUGCAAGUGGCUCUACAAAACUCUAA
Messenger RNA from Ostertagia ostertagi, 555 nucleotides. The record is from the annotation of a GenBank genome assembly. NCBI's taxonomy places the organism in Eukaryota, Metazoa, Nematoda, Chromadorea, Rhabditida, Trichostrongylidae.